AUGGUUUCAACUUCAAUAAAGAAAAUUAGGGAAGACGUGAAACAGCGAAAGCGAAAAUUUGAGGAAAUAAAAAAUGAGGAACUCGAGGUGAAAAAAGAAGAAGAAGAUUCUGAUGAGGAUGUCGAAGAGGAAGAAGACGAGGAUGAAGAAGAGAUUGAGGAUGAAGAAGAAAUAGAUGAUGAGGAAGAGGAUGAGGAGGUCGAAGAAGAACAAGCUGAUGGUGACGUUAAACAAGAGGUGAAAGAAGAGAAUUCUGAUAACGAAGAUGAGGAAAUUCGAACAGAGGAUCCUGAAGCGAAACAGAAGAAAUCUGGGGUUGUCUAUUUCACAAUGAUUCCACCGAAAUACAAUGUUAAACGAAUGCGCGAAUAUUUCGAAAAACGAUUCCCAGGGCAGAUUGGCCGAAUUUAUCUAAUGAGAAACAAGCAUUCAAAAUCGAUUGAUACGAGAUAUUCCGAAGGGUGGAUGGAGUUGAAACGGAAAAAAAUCGCGAAGAUGAUUGCUAAAAAUCUUGAUAAUACACCAAUUGGCGGAAAAAGUCGCGAUUACGUUUCGAGCAUGUUUUGGAAUAUUCGAUAUUUAUCUGGAUUCAAAUGGGUUCAUUUGAUGGAGCAAUUGCAGUUUGAAAAAGAAGUCGAGAAGCGAAGAAUGAAUGUUGAAAUUGCGCAGGCUCGUCGUGUUGCUGCUCAUUUCGAAGAGCAAAUCGAAAAAGGAAAACACCUGAGAAAACUUGAGGAAAAAGUGAAGGCACAGGGCGGAAAAUGGGCGAAAUUCGAACGCGAUGUUCAACAGAAGCAAGUUGUUGGAAAAAAGGCGAAGAAAGAGAGAAGCAAGCCGGUGACGACAGAAAAUUCCGAACUCAUGAAUAUGAUCUUCCGAUAA
Caenorhabditis bovis is the source of this 882-nucleotide messenger RNA. NCBI's taxonomy places the organism in Eukaryota, Metazoa, Nematoda, Chromadorea, Rhabditida, Rhabditidae. The record is from the annotation of a GenBank genome assembly.